AUGGAGACUAAGAAGUUCUAUGAAAGAUGUGGUAGAAUGCUGCGAGAUGUUAAGGAGAAGAGAAUGGGAAUAAAAACUGCGUGUUAUAAGACAGAAAUGCCCACAAAAUACAUGGCAGUGCUUAGCAGUAUAUUAAGAAGAUUUGAUGUACUGUCACGUAUAGUAAACGCACUGGACUUUGAAAUUCGGAGUAAAUGGCAUGCAAUUGUUCUAUGCUAUGAAAUUUUAUACGGAAAUAAGAGGGAAGCAACGCAGUUUAAUAAAAAAUUAAUAAAAAAAGUAAAAGAGGUAUACAAGUCGCUUGGAAUUGUUGAGAAAGAGAAGAAGCAGGAGGACACCACGCCUGCCUAUCUGCGAAUAAACACAAUCAAGGCAGACGAGUCUGCUAUAUCCUCGCUGGCAAUAGAGCGCACUAUUAUCCCCAAUGUGUACAAGGUAUUAGAAAAAGUAAAUUGGAGUAAGCUAAAGAGCUAUCAGGAUGGGCUGUUUUUUAUACAAGACUUAUCAAGCUGCCUUCCUGCGUAUGUUUUAAAGCCGGCUAAGAACAGCGUAGUGAUAGAUGCCUGUUCAGCUCCAGGGAAUAAAACCACGCACUUAGCAAUGCUUUCUCCUACAAGCACAAUAUAUGCAGUAGAGAAAGACACCGAAAGAUACAAAAUACUUAGAGAGAUGAUAGAGAAGUCCGGGGCAGAAAAUGUCAUAACAAUGAAUGCAGACUUUUUGGGAAUAAAUAAAGAGGCAGAGGAAGUAUUCCAGGCAGAGUACAUUUUGGUCGAUCCAUCAUGCAGUGGCUCUGGAAUACACCCAGGAGAGGAGAAAGACCACGAAAGGUUAAACAAGCUAAGUGCAUUCCAAGUGAAAAUUCUGUUAAAAGCACUGAGCUACCCAAAGGUAAAGAAAGUUGUAUACUCCACAUGCUCUAUAUAUGAAGAGGAAAAUGAAGCUGUGGUUAAGCAAGUUCUUGACGCGUGUCCAGGCUUUGUUCUAGAGAAAGCACUUCCUCUUUGGAAUAUGCGAGGAGUAGAGGGCUAUGAAUUCAGCGAAAAUGUGAUAAGAUGCAAUGAAGAGACAGGAACAAAAGGCUUUUUCCUUGCUUCAUUUGUUAGAAAGGCAGAUGAGUAAACUCUCAGAUUAUAUAUUUAUGCAAUAAUAAUAGAUUUACAGGCAUAUCAUAAAUAAAACAGCAA
Messenger RNA from Nematocida parisii ERTm1, 1187 nucleotides. RefSeq lists its product as uncharacterized. Gene Ontology annotation, cellular component: nucleolus. The transcript has a single exon. The record is from RefSeq and is a predicted model, not a curated record. Lineage: Eukaryota; Fungi; Microsporidia. The coding region runs from base 1 to 1122 and encodes 373 amino acids. Gene Ontology annotation, biological process: rRNA base methylation. Gene Ontology annotation, molecular function: methyltransferase activity.